Molecule: messenger RNA, 3273 nt
Organism: Hemibagrus wyckioides
Lineage: Eukaryota; Metazoa; Chordata; Actinopteri; Siluriformes; Bagridae
Gene: htr7a
Product: 5-hydroxytryptamine (serotonin) receptor 7a
Exons: 2
Coding region: 210-1514 (434 amino acids)
Biological process (GO): smooth muscle contraction; circadian rhythm; G protein-coupled receptor signaling pathway, coupled to cyclic nucleotide second messenger
Cellular component (GO): membrane; dendrite
Molecular function (GO): G protein-coupled serotonin receptor activity; neurotransmitter receptor activity
Source: RefSeq, a predicted model, not a curated record
CUCUAAUCUAUAUUUAGUAAUUUUACUAAAUAAAUAUUAAAUAUUUAAUAUUAAUUAAAAUUAAAUAGCCGCCUAAAUAGAUCUUUUUUAAAUCAAGGAUUGAUUUUAAUUUAAUACGACUUUUAUUAACGCUUUUAUUCUUCUUUUCGAUUGUUUUAUUAUUAUUAUUUUAUUUCAUUUUUUUUGUUUGUUUUUUGUUUUUUUUUGUGAUGGUUGAGGCGCGCGCGGCGGGAGUGGACUCCAGUGCCGCCUUGCUGCUCGCGCGACUCUUCACCAUGGCGCGCGACACGGGAGACACGGGUGUAGCGGGGUCGGGGUCCGAAUCCUGGGCGAUGAUGAUGACCCAGCCGCCGUCGUCGUCCACCGUGCCGCGGAUGCCGCCCGAGGCGGGCAACCGGACGCGUUGCGCCGCGUACGUGCAGAGCUACGGCGGCGUGGAGCGCGCGCUGAUCGGCGGCGUCCUGACGGCGCUGACGCUCGUGACGGCGUGCGGCAACCUGCUGGUGGUGGUGUCCGUGUGCUCGGUGAAGAAGCUGCGGCAGCCCUCCAACUACCUGAUCGUGUCCCUGGCGCUGGCUGACCUCUCCGUGGCGCUCGCUGUCAUGCCGUUCGUCAGCGUCACUGACCUGAUCGGCGGCCGCUGGAUCUUCGGACAGUUCUUCUGCAACGUCUUCAUCGCCAUGGACGUCAUGUGCUGCACCGCGUCCAUCAUGACCCUCUGCGUCAUCAGCAUCGACAGGUACCUGGGCAUCACGAGGCCUUUAACGUACCCGGUGCGUCAGAACGGAUGGUGCAUGGCGCGGAUGGUCCUGUCAGUGUGGCUGCUCUCGGCCUCCAUCACGCUGCCGCCGCUGUUCGGUUGGGCUCAGAACGUCAACGAUGAUAACCAGUGUCUGAUCAGCCAGGACUUCGGUUACACCAUCUACUCCACCGCCGUGGCCUUCUACAUCCCCAUGAGCGUCAUGCUGGUUAUGUACCGCCGUAUUUACUGCGCCGCGAAGCUCAGCGCCGCUAAGCACGCCAUCUCGGGCUUCCCGCGGCCGAGCGAUGGAGGCGCCGACGACGACAGGAACAGCCGAGACGACGACAGCGACUGCAUUACCAUGGCUAUGAAGAUGCACCGGCUCAGAGGAGCGAAAUGGAACGAAGCCGAACGCAAAAGCGCCUCCAUUUUCAGGCGUGAGCAGAAGGCGGCGGCCACACUGGGGGUGGUGCUGGGGGCGUUUACUUUCUGCUGGCUGCCGUUCUUCGUGCUGUCGACGCUGCGUCCGUUCGUGUGCGGCGUGCGUUGCAGCUGCGUGCCUCUGUGGAUCGAGAGAACGCUGCUGUGGCUCGGCUACGCCAACUCCCUCAUCAACCCCUUCAUCUACGCCUUCUCCAACCGCGACCUGCGCACCGCCUACCGCAGCCUCCUCGCCUGCCGCUACCGCAACAUCAACCGCAGACUCUCCGCCGCCGGCGUGCACGAGGCACUGAGACUCGGCCCGAGGUCAGAGGUCACGCUGUCUGUCUGAACGAGUUUUCAAAUCCCCUCGAGCUCGAAUCAGGACUUCAAGACUGAUUGUAUUUUGGUGUAAAGGGUGAGGAUGUGAGAGACACCCAACAACCACACGCCUUUGACCCUGCCUAAGGUCAAAGGUCAUGAACAGCUCGAGGUGACUUUGAACUUUCACAAUCACUCUGUACUGUUUAAUUGGACUUUAUAUAUGAACCAUGAUUUUAAAAAAAUCAAAAAUUAAAUAUGAAAGUUAAAGAUGUCCAGCGGUCAGAUGUCACCAAGUCAGACUGACCUUCAAAAUGGAGGACGAGGUAGCAUUCACAAUUUCAGUAAAAAGGUUCUGAAUUUCCAUGUUGUGUUUUUUUUAAUGUUGUGGAAAAUAUUAUAUUAAAAUAAGUGUCUGAUAAUCAUUUAGAAAAUUUUGUAUAAAAAAAGAGGAAGUAAACGUGUUAAAGUCCUAGUGGGCGUGGCCUGAUAUUCUAAUGAGUCUAAUGACAGCCCACUCGGUUGUUAGAUUUGCUUUUGUUUAUUUGGUUUGUUUGGAAUUAAAGAGAUUGUUUAAGUGGAAUAUGUUAUUUUAGGGCAACCUGUGUGGGUGGAGCUUCACAGGAUAAGCUCCUCCCACCUUUCAGAGACAGAGGAGAGAUGCGUGUUGUUUAAACGACUUUAACCUCAUUAGGAAGUGGAGGAUGUUUUUUAGCUUUUGGAGAUUAAAACUGGUUCAGAUGAAAGCAGAAGAAGGUUAGAGGAAUUAAUGUUCUGUGUUUUUAGUGACCUCACAGUGUGAAAUCACACAAAUCCACAAAUCCACCAGAGAUCACAGGAAGAAAGUAAUAAAUGAUAUAAAAGUAAAAAAUGAUCAGAAGAGGACAGAUGUUCAGAGUCAAGGUGAAGCUCCAGAAAUCUCUCACAGGGUUCUGAUAUUAUCACAAUAUUUAUAAGGUCUCCAGGGAAGUGUCUCGUCAUCUAAUAAUAGAGAAAUGGUUAUAGAGCGUUAUAACAUCUCAUGACCGCAGUGAGUGCCCAAAGCAGCAGGUGAUCAAGAAGUGAUGGAUCACAGCGACAGCGACGGUUAAAGAGAGACUUCCUUAAUUCCACGUGAAUAAAAUACAGCACUAGAGCGUAAAGAACCAAAUCCAAACAACUGGCUGGAAUAAUUCAUCAGAACAGACGUCUCUGUGGUGUGACGGUUCUUCACUCAGAGCUUUAGUUCCAUCGUCAUCAUCUUCCUCAUUAUCAGUAAAUAUGUACAGAGACAUUGAGAAAAUGAAGCUCAGAAGGAAGUCUGAUCUGAGGAGGAAGCUGAGUAAUGUAAGAUGUACAUCUCGCAAAAUAUCAAAUACUAGCCAGGCCACGCCCACAGGCGACAAGCUAUAAACACAACAGAUGUUUUUUUGUGAAUAUAAAUGUUUAAAGAUGUCUCUCUUCUCUGGAGCACAGACAGAGCCGUCGUCUAUAAGGGAAUAUAGCGGAUUAUCAGCCCUGCUCUUUACACCAGCAAUAUUUAAUACAGUAUUUCAGUUUAUUCAGACUGUUUUAUAACAUUUAUUUUGUACAGUAAAUGUAUGAGUACUGUAAAAUAAAAUAAAAUAAAUAACUCCUACAUGUCACUGAUGUUUAUAAAAUAUUAUUCAUAGAUUUAAGCAUCCUGAUGUUCACUCUCUGGAUCUACUGUGUAAAAAAAAUAAAUAAAUAAAAUACUGAAAGUGAAAGAACAGGAAAUAAUCGUUCUUAUUGUUCAUGUUGAAAUUUGUGCAAAUGUGAGAACAGGAAGU